Molecule: messenger RNA, 659 nt
Organism: Castor canadensis (American beaver)
Lineage: Eukaryota; Metazoa; Chordata; Mammalia; Rodentia; Castoridae
Source: RefSeq, a predicted model, not a curated record
CCUUGAUCCGAGAGGGAAGGGAGCGAAGAGCUCGCUCGCAGGGGCUAUGUACCAGAGCCUGGCCAUGGCCGCCAACCACGGACCCCCGCCCGGGGCCUACGAGGCGGGCGGUCCCGGCGCCUUCAUGCAUGGCGCGGGCGCUGCGUCCUCGCCAGUCUACGUGCCCACGCCGCGGGUGCCCUCCUCGGUGCUGGGCCUGUCCUACCUCCAGGGCGGAGGCGGGGGUGCUGCGUCCGGUGCUGGCUCGGGGGGCAGCUCCGGGGCGGCCCCGUCGGGUGCGGGGCCCGGGACCCAGCAGGGCAGCCCAGGCUGGAGCCAGGCAGGCGCCGAGGGAGCCGCCUACACCCCACCGCCGGUGUCGCCGCGCUUCUCCUUCCCGGGGACCACCGGGUCCCUGGCGGCCGCCGCUGCCGCCGCCGCCGCCCGGGAAGCCGCGGCCUACAGCAGUGGCAGCGGGGCGGGGAGCGCGGGCCUGGCGGGCCGCGAGCAGUACGGGCGCGCGGGCUUCGCGGGCUCCUACUCCAGCCCCUACCCAGCCUACAUGGCCGACGUGGGCGCAUCCUGGGCCGCGGCUGCAGCCGCCUCCGCCGGCCCCUUCGACAGCCCGGUCCUGCACAGCCUGCCUGGCCGGGCCAACCCCGCCCGACACCCCAAUCUCG